This is a messenger RNA of Symbiodinium natans, 3495 nucleotides long. NCBI's taxonomy places the organism in Eukaryota, Dinophyceae, Suessiales, Symbiodiniaceae. The record is from the annotation of a GenBank genome assembly.
AUGCUGGUGCAAUGGUGGCUGUCACUAGCAGGCUUCUGUGCCGCUGGUGCUCCAUCGCUGGGCGACUACUUUGACAGCUUUCCCGGUUUCGAUUCGGACUUCUCACGGGAUGACUUGUACGGCUACGGGUCAUUUGGGGACUUUCGGCGCGGAAGGAGCUAUGACGACUACUUCGGAGGCGGCGCAGGCUCCUACGGAGGAGGCUUCAAUGUCGGACCAGCUGAUCGGAAAGAUAUGAAAGAUGCAGGAAAAGACGACUGCUCACGCAUUGAAGCUGACGGUGUCCCGCUCGCUGACCUACUCAUGGAGGCCGCAGAGAACCUGCCGGCGAAGGUUUCUGAAGCAUCGGCUCAAGUUCUUGAGCUCAUCCACUUCUUCUCCAGCAAGGAGCACCAGGCUUUUCUGCUUGGCCAUUGCCCGCAAGCAGUGGCACUAGCUGUGCUGUUGGAGGCCGAAAUACAGGUCACCGAAUCAUCGGAAGGCGCCUAUGCGGACGGUGUGCAGCGAAGAGCUGUGUUGCAGCUCAGUGACCUCCUGGACAAAGCGCAGGCGACCUGGCGAAGCCCCUUCAAGGCCCUGCCAACGUGGAGCGGCAAAUGGGGGGAGGUGCUCGGUGCAGCCCAGAGACGAACUGGAAUCCUUCUGUUUCCAAUAGGUGAGCAGCAGUUCCACGUGGAUUUUGUUCCGGCUGCAAAUUGGUCGAUCUGGGCGAACCGGCGCUGCCGAGGGCGGAGGGACCUCGGAAACCUCCAGGGCACUCUUCUGGCAACGUGCCUGGAGAAGUGCCUCUCCCACCCCUCAUGCAGGUCUGCUACGUUUUGGCACUGGCAGCCCGGAGGGAUGGGCUUCGAUCAGCGUUGCUUUUUGUCUUCGUCUUGUACCUUUGAGCUCUCAACGGAUGAAGGAGCUGAGAACGCCUUCCUUUUCGAGAAGUUGGCCGUCCUGUCACAGCAGGAGCAACAUGUGGUGCAGCAGACGAUCCGGACAAAACGUGCUGCCUGGGCGCCUCGCGCAGGACACCAAGUCCUUGCGACUGCAUCCGGCGCGACACGCUUGUGGCUAUUGGGCGGUAUUGGUGUUGACCCAUUUGCGAACUCCUCUGCGCCAGGCAACGACCAGGAGGCCAAGCCUGAGAAGGAGGGCAAGAAAAGAACCGGGAAAGGAAAGGGCUCAGCAGAAGCAAAGAGGGCUGGCAAGAGGCGGAACGCAACAGCAGGGUUGGAUGUGGUGGAAGCCUACUUGUCGCGCCAUGUCGAGCUGAGUGGUGAGCUGCCUCCCUUGCGCUCGUUGCCCUACAGCAGGCUGGGAGAUGUGUGGUGGAGCGCGGAUGAAGGCAGCAGCUGGACAUUGAUGCAGCAGAUGGCACCCUGGGGUCCGCGAGCGUACUUCGGUGCAGUUGCUGUGCAAGACGGUCGGUAUCUGCUGGUCUUCGGCGGCAUUGUCACUCCCAAGGACACUGGCAAUUCAAGCCUGGAUGGACUUGGAAGGCAGUAUGUUAAUGAUGUCUGGUACGCCGACUUGUCCGAUGCUUCGCCCUCUUUCCACGAGCUCUCACCUGGUCCCUGGGAGCCGCGGGCAGCGUUCCAGGCCUUGGUUUGGAAACCUGGCCGCCUGAGCGGUAAGGCAGAUGUGGAAGAGGUCGUUCUUAUGGGUGGGAGGACGCAGGAAGGCACUCUGAAGAAUGACGUCUGGGCACUGCCGCUGGAGAACAUGGAGAGGUUGUUCUCAGGCAGCGCUUCGACCUGGGAGCGGAGAACAUCGUCCGCUGACUGGUCUCCACGCUCAGAAUUCGCAGCGGCCACGACGAUUCCGCAUGGUGUUUGGAUACUGGGCGGUUGUGGCGAGGCUGGCGCUGUUCUGGCGGAUGUGUGGCAGAGCCGCGAUCUGCAGAUGUGGUCCCAGGUGCAGCCGAAGGCUCCAUGGGGACCUUGCGUUGGUGGAUCUGCUGUGACUCUCAGCCUGGGCGACAUUACGGGUGUUCUGCUGUUCGGUGGCUACGCCUAUCCAGAUGCCGACUUCGGGCCCCUGCCUCCAAGUUCGCAGGAGGAGGCGUCAGCGUGGUUCUCCAGUGAUGGGGAACUGUGGUUGUCAUUUGGCCCUGAAUUUCUUGCCUGGACGUCGGGCACGACGCACGCAGCAGCAGCGGCUGCGCCGUGCAACAUGUCCGGAUCAAGCGAAGGACAGCUCUGUGCUUAUGUUGCCGGUGGAACGAAUCGGGAAGGCUACUACGACAACACCGUUCGCCAGCUGCGCUUGGGUGACCGGGAGGCCAGGUUGCUGGACUCACCCAGAAAAGUUGGAGGGCCAGAACGGUCGGCUUCCACCUCCACGCCAGAUGGCCCUGAAGAUCCUUCGCGUAGCAUGCAGCAGGUGGUGGCAACUUGCCUCUUGGGGCUUGCGCUGCCCCUUUGCUAUCUCCUCAAGCCGAAGGCCGUUAUUCCAGUUGACCCCGCGGGACGUUGCUACUUGAAACUCCUACUGGGCUUGUUCAUCUUGCUUGUGGGCAUGGGCGUACUGGUCGGAUUUGUGCUAUCUCGAUUCUCGCAGGAGCUGGCGCAGCUCCGUGCAGAGAAAUGCCACCUCGAUGCGCAUCUCUUGUCGGAGUUGCGAGACACCCUGGGCCUCACACAGGCUGCCAAGCGCUGGGACGAGUUUGAGGUCCUGCUGCGAUUGGCAUCUCGGGAGUCACAGUACUACGCGUAUGGAUUUGGUGGAGGGAAAUCUGGCGAUCCCUAUGGCUAUGGCUACGGCCGAUACGAUCGAGGGUAUGAUGGCUUUGGCGGCGCGGAUGAGAUGUCUGGGCGCGAGUCCGGGCCAAAGGAAGACUCCCCGCAAAGCCUGAAGAAGGAGCUCAGCAUGCUCCCCACUAUCCAGUCGGUGUCCUGCCGAACUCCGAAGUGCGAUCGCAACGCCACCUGCGCAAGCACUUCACAAAGGUCAUUGCAGACCCCGUACGGAUGCUGCAGUGACUACAUGCUCUUGAUGUUGGCAGAUGUCACCGGAUGGCUCCAUGAGCAGGGCAUUCCAUACUUCAUCACCUACGGAACUCUGCUGGGUGCCGUGCGUGAGAAGGAUAUCCUGCCUUGGACCCAGGACAUGGACAUCGUCGUCGAUCGCCGCUACUGGCCCCAGCUUCAGCGGGGCUUGGAGGCUGCAGAGUUCUUUGGGGGACGGCGCUACCUCUUCGGAGUGGAUCAGUGGGAGGAGAAGGUCUCCAGAGUUUGCGCUGACUGGGAGGGCUUCGCUUCGUCCAUCAUUGGUGGGCAAGAAGGCGAUCGGUUUAGUCGGCCAGCAGACUUCCAUUUGGAUGUGUAUGCGAGCGACUGGUGGCAGAUCACGGACCUUCACCUCGUCGAUUGUGUCGAACCUCUUGGCACCAACCUGCAAAUACGUGGGCGCAACUUUUCGGCGCCGGCGCGACCGAGAGCGUGCGUGGAGAAGCUCUAUGGAGCGGAGUGGCGAACUCCGAAGAAGGCGCUUGCUGGCGUGAACUAA